Plasmodium vinckei vinckei is the source of this 2190-nucleotide messenger RNA. Its product is annotated as thrombospondin-related anonymous protein, putative sporozoite surface protein 2, putative. The transcript has a single exon. The record is from RefSeq and is a predicted model, not a curated record. Lineage: Eukaryota; Apicomplexa; Aconoidasida; Haemosporida; Plasmodiidae. Bases 1 to 2190 code for a protein of 729 amino acids.
AUGAAGCUCUUAAGGAAUAGUAAAUAUUUUUUUGUCGUGCUUUUAUUAUGCCUAAGCGUGUUUAUUAGUGGUCAGGGAAUUCUUGAUGAAGUAAAAUAUAGUGAAGAAGUAUGUAACGAAAAAAUCGAUAUUCAUAUAUUAGUGGACGGUUCAGGAAGUAUUGGGCACUCCAAUUGGAAUCUCUACCUUAUUCCAACACUUACUACUUUGGUUAACAACUUAAAUAUUUCAAAAGAUGCGGUUAAUAUAACUAUGACACUUUUUUCAUCAUAUACACAAGAUUUAGUUAGAGUUAACGGAUAUGGAUCUACUAGUAAAACCGAUCUACAUUUUGUAAUUGAAUAUAUUAAAACUAGAUAUUUGCCCCAGGGUACCACAAAUUUAACAGCUGCAUUAGUGAAUGUUGAUAAUUUAAUUCAAAGCAAAGCGGUUAGACAAGAUGCAAUACAAUUAGUUAUUGUAUUAACGGACGGUAUUCCAAAUAGUUUAAAGAAAGCUGCUGAUGCUGUCGGUGAAUUAAAAAGAAAAAAUGUAACUGUUUCAAUUAUAGGUGUUGGUGCAGGCGUUAAUCAUAAAUAUAAUCGAAUUUUAGUUGGAUGUCCUAGACUUGGACGAUGUCCAUACUAUGCUUCUGGUGAUUGGAAUAAAGCACAAGCAAUGAUAAAACCUUUUCUUGCUAAAGUUUGUCAGGAAGUAGAAAGGACUGCUCAUUGUGGAAAAUGGGGAGAAUGGAGUGAAUGUUCUGCUACUUGUGGUACUGGAGCAAAAAUUAGAAGAAGAAAUAAAUUACAUCCAAACUGUAUUUCAGAAAUGACAACUCCAUGUAAAAUUCGUGACUGCCCCACAAAACCGGAAGCUCCACCUGCCCCCACAAAACCGGUAGCUCCACCUGUCCCCAAAAAACCGAAAGCUCCUCGUAUCCCCUCAAAACCAGUAAUUCCUCGUAUCCCCUCAAAACCAGUAAUUCCUCCUACCCCCUCAAAACCAGUAGUUCCUCCUACCCCCCAAAAACCGGUAUCUCCUCCUGUUGCCCCUAUUAAAGUUCCAGAGAUACCAAUAGAGCCUGUAGAGCCUAUAGAACCAGCAAAACCAAUAGAGCCAGAAAAUCCAAUUCUACCAAUAGAACCUAUAAUACCAGCAGAACCAGCAAAUCCAGAAGAACCAUUAAGUCCAGAAAAAAUUGAAGAUCCAUUUAUAAUCCCAGAUGAACCUACAGACGACCUAAUUAUUCCAGAUGUUGAACCAGCAAAACCAAUAGAGCCAGAAAAUCCAAUUCUACCAAUAGAACCCAUAAUACCAGCAGAACCAGCAAAUCCAGAAGAACCAUUAAGUCCAGAAAAAAUUGAAGAUCCAUUUAUAAUACCAGAUGAACCUACAGACGACCUAAUUAUUCCAGAUGUUGAACCAGAUGUACCUAUAGAACCCCUAGAUAUUCCAGAUAUAAAACCCAAGAAACCUAGGGCUCCACUAGAUGUUCCAGAUAUAGAACCCGAGGAACCCAUUGACCCCCUAGAUAUUCCAGAUAUAGAACCCGAGGAACCCAUCAACCCCCUAGAUAUUCCAGAUAUAGAACCAGAUGUACCUAUGCCCCCACUAGUUAUUCCCGGUAUAGUACCAGAAAAACCUAUAAAAGACAUAAUAGUUCCAGAUAUAGAGCCCCAAAACCCUAAUAUUCCAGAUGAAAAUACUGAAAUUCCAAGCAAUUUACCAGAAAACCCAGCCGACUCAGAAGUAGAAUAUCCAAAACCAAAUGAAGGUGGUGACAAUCCAAAUAAUACGCCCAACCCAAAUAAAAAUAUACCCAAUCAAGAUGUAACACCAGAAAAUAAUGACCCAUCUAAAGGACAAGGAGAAAGAAUACCAAAACCUCAUCAAUCACCUGAUGGAUAUGUAAAUGAUGAUUAUGUAAAUGAUAAUGAACCCAUAGAACCCGAAACCACAAAUAAUAAUGAAGAAAAUAAAAAUAAAAAUAAGUCUAGAUCUAAUAACGGAUAUAAAAUAGCUGGUGGUAUUAUUGGAGGAUUAGCUAUAAUUGGAUGUGCAGGUGUUGCUUAUAAUUUCAUAGCAAGUGGUGGCGCUGCAGGAUUAACUGGAGAACCAGCACCCUUUGAAGAUGUAAUAGCAGAUGAUGAAAAGGAAACUAUGGAAAACGAACAGUUUAAAUUACCUGAAGAUAAUGACUGGAAUUAA